UGUCCUUAUACAAUGAGUUCAGGACAUUUAUGUCAAGGACAUCAAAUAGGCGCAGAUUCCUAUGCGUAAAUAUGUUAUUUGAAAUAUGAAUUCACAGUUUGUGAUUUUGCAUUGAUGCGCUUGUUACAAAACAGCUAUUCUGAAAUUGUAUUGUGUUAUGACAUAAUACAUGCAGUAGUUGCAAUCAAUAUACAGGUUCGUCAAUUUAUAAUCCAUUAACCCAAAGGGAAGUAUGACAAUGUUUUGAGUUUUGUCACCCCGAAACAGUAGAAGGCGCUAUACACCAAUGGAAUGUAGGUUUUCAACCUGUGACCCAAAUGUUGACGCAAGGACAGUCGAAACAUGACUCGAAAUUUGUUUUACCGAGCUGCUAAUAUUGUCCAACUCAGCAGGUUUACACUUCUAGCUGGGUCAAGGUUACUUUGCACGCAAACUCAAGCAGAGCCACCGACUGUCAGACAGCAAAACAAUGGAAUAAGGAGAAUAAUCCUGAACAACCCCAAGAAGAGGAAUGCCCUGUCUCUGUCCAUGCUGGAAUCACUGAGAAGCAACAUCCUGGCUGACAUCGAAAGCGACGACCUCAGAGUCAUCGUCAUAUCAGCUAAGGGACCAGUGUUCUCCUCUGGGCAUGACCUGAAGGAGCUGACUUCAGCACAGGGCAGAGAUUACCACACCAAGGUGUUUCAGGCCUGCUCAGAGGUUAUGACCCUGAUACAAGACAUUCCUGUGCCUGUGAUUGCCAUGGUGAAUGGGGUUGCCACAGCAGCAGGAUGCCAGCUUGUUGCCAGUUGUGACAUUGCCGUGGUGACGGAGAAGUCCACCUUCGCCACGCCAGGGGUCAACGUGGGUCUGUUCUGCUCAACACCAGCCGUGGCAAUAGGAAGAGCUGUCCCCAAGAAGGUCGCCAUGGAGAUGCUGUUCACAGGAAGCCCGAUCUCGGCACAGGAUGCUUUGAGGCACGGGCUGGUCAGUAAGGUGGUUCCUGAGGAGCGUCUAGAGGAGGAGACGUUAGCCAUCGCACGGCGGGUCUGUCAGGCCAGUCGGCCCGUUGUAGCCCUUGGCAAGGCCACCUUCCACAGAUGGCCCAGGGGUGGGAUGCGGCCUAUGCUACAGCCUCUCGUGUCAUGGUGGAUAACCUGGCUCUCAGAGACGGACAGGAGGGGAUACGGGCCUUCAUAGAGAAACGGAAGCCUGUGUGGACAAACAAAGCAGAGAAGGCCAAUGACGAGUGAUGUCUGCUGGGCUGGCCUACCAUGGCCUGUGAGGGAUGCUCGGCCUGCUCGAACCAGGGACCCUCUGCACACAUCAACAACUGACACCCUCAAAGCAUCGUUACCUAUCGCUCCACAAAAGCCACAACUACGUCAAGGUCUCAGAGCAAGUGACGUCAUCGAUUUAAACGCUAUUAGCGCGCACCCCACUAACAUGCUAGCCAUUUCACACCAGUUACAUCAGCAGCCUCUGGAAUGGAGAGGGAGCCUGUGGAUGGUUGAGGUGUUAAACUCGACCUGAACCCAUCACAGAACACAUGCUCGAGGAGGACAUUUUGAAAUGAAAUCCCUGUUGAUUAUUGUAGUGAUCAUCUGAUGAAGGGAUACUGCAGGGCUUUCUUCAUGUUUGCCCUUUGGAGGGGGUGAGGUGAAGGGUCUUGGAAAGGUAGAUAUUUGAGAUACACCCAUGGUCAAGGGACUCACCGCAGUAUAUAGAUUGGGCACUUCUUGUGAGACAGAAUGAAAAUGUUUAAAGGAGCAGUCUGCAGUUGAGACCAUUAAAAAGCAGUCACUCCCCCACUGAUUUGGUAAAAAGCUGAUGGAUGGAACUGGAGAAAUGUAACCACUCUAAAAUUCAUAGACAGAGCUAUGGAUGCAAGGACUGACCGUCCAUGAGAUACAAAUGUGUUUUGAGGCUAUACAUUGCUUCCAAAGGCGUAAAACAAGCAUAUAUUUGUGUUUCUGAUAGGAUACGACAAUAAAACUAAGCUCAUGAGGAAUGUAGUAAGUUUUAUUCUUCAGGUCUGUAUCCAAUUUUCAAAGAAAAUAGAUUAAAAGGAAAACGAGUAGCUCUCGUCAUUGAUAAACUAAAUUGAUAACCAGUUGUUCAGAGACACAAAGACUACUCCAAGGCUAUUUUAAAAAUGACAAAGUUCUCAUAGAUGGAGGAAAAUAAUGAAACAUAAUUCUAGCCCGGUUAUGGAUUGUAACAACACAAUAAAAAAAAAAAAGCUAUUGUAUAUAUCUUCACAUAUAACUAAUUGGAACA
Messenger RNA from Oncorhynchus tshawytscha (Chinook salmon), 2259 nucleotides. RefSeq names its product enoyl-CoA hydratase domain-containing protein 3, mitochondrial. Gene Ontology annotation, cellular component: mitochondrion. The record is from RefSeq and is a predicted model, not a curated record. The coding region runs from base 343 to 1179 and encodes 278 amino acids. NCBI's taxonomy places the organism in Eukaryota, Metazoa, Chordata, Actinopteri, Salmoniformes, Salmonidae. Gene Ontology annotation, molecular function: hydro-lyase activity. The transcript has 6 exons.